This is a messenger RNA of Pyrenophora tritici-repentis Pt-1C-BFP, 207 nucleotides long. Lineage: Eukaryota; Fungi; Ascomycota; Dothideomycetes; Pleosporales; Pleosporaceae. The record is from RefSeq and is a predicted model, not a curated record.
AUGGUCAGCGCGCCCAGCGGGCCCAGGUGCCAAACCAAAAGGGAUGGCCCCGGAGCCCAGCGCGGAAAAAAAGAGAGUCGAGAAACAAUAGUGCUGGCACUGGCACUGGCACUGGCACUGGCACUGGCUCUGGCUCUGGCUCUGGCUCUGGCUCUGGCUCUGGCUCUGGCACUGGCUCUGGCUCUUUGGCCCGAGUGGGCUGGCUGA